GUUGGCGCGUUUAGAAGACCGCAGCCAAAAUGCAGCUGAACGUCGCGCACCACUAUUGCGAGUCCAUCAACAAGACUAUCCGUCGCCCCACGCGCACGGUCAUGAUCGGCAAGGUGCCGGUGGGCAGCCAGCACCGCAUCGCCCUUCAGACCAUGACCACCACGGACACCCGCAAUGUGCAGCUGACCGUGGACCAGGUGAAGAAGUGCGCGGACGCCGGCGCGGACAUCGUCCGCAUCACAGUGCAGGGCAAGAAGGAGGCUGAGGCGUGCAUGAAGAUUCGCGAGCAGCUGUUCAAGGACAAGUACGACGUGCCCCUGGUGGCCGACAUCCACUUCCAGCCCACGGUGGCCAUGAUGGUGGCGGACGCCUUCGAGAAGAUCCGUGUGAACCCCGGCAACUUCGCUGACGGCCGCAAGACCUUCGACGUCAUCAACUACGAUGACCCCCGGGAGUUUGAGCGCGAGCGCGAGCUGAUUGAGGAGACCUUCACGCCGCUGGUGCUCAAGUGCAAGGAGCUGGGCCGCGCCAUCCGCAUCGGCACCAACCACGGCUCGCUGUCCGCGCGCAUCCUGUCCUACUACGGCGACACCCCCCGCGGCAUGGUGGAGUCGGCGUUUGAGUUCGCGGACGUGUGCCGCAAGCACGACUACCACAACUUCGUCUUCUCCAUGAAGGCGUCCAACCCCCUGGUCAUGGUGCAGGCCUACCGCCUGCUGGCUGAGGAGCAGUACAAGCGCAGCUGGGACUACCCCCUGCACCUGGGCGUGACCGAGGCCGGCGAGGGCGAGGACGGCCGCAUGAAGUCGGCCAUCGGCAUCGGCGCACUGCUGAUGGACGGGCUGGGCGACACCAUCCGCGUGUCGCUCACCGAGGACCCCGAGUUCGAGAUGGACCCCUGCAAGCGCCUGGCCGGACUGGGCGAGCGCGCCUGGGGCUCGGGCCUGGGCGUGGCUCCCUUCCCGGAGACCACCCGCGACACGCACACCUUCACCCGCCGUGUGGGCGACCUGCCCGUCCAGGCGCCGGGCGAGGACCUGGACUUCCGCGGCGCGCUGCACCGCGACGGCACCGUGUACAACGCCGUCAGCCUGGCCGACCUCAAGCAGCCCGAGUUCCUGUACAAGCGCCUGGGUGCCAAGCUGGCGGUGGGCAUGCCCUUUAAGGACAUUGCCACCGCCGACUCCAUCGUGCUCAGCGAGGUGCCGGCCGCCGCCGACAAGGACGCCCGCCGCGCGCUGCGCCGCCUGCAGGAGGUGACCACGCACGUGAUUGCUCCCAUUGAGGCGCUGGCCAAGGACCCGCUGCCGGGCGCCAUCGCGCUGGUGGCGCUGCAGCAGGCGGCCGCCGGCCCCGUGCAGCUGCCCGAGGGCUCCACGCGUAUGGCAGUCCAGAUCGACGGCACCGAGACCGAGGCCGAGCUGGCCGCCAUCAAGGCCCUUAACCCCAUCGUGGCGCUGCUGGCCACCAAGGACGGCGUCAGCCGCCUGCACAGCUCGCGCCGCGUGUUCGACGUGCUCAAGCGCCACGGCAUCACCACGCCCGUCAUCCACCGCAUCACCUUCCCCGCCGGCACCGUGCGCGACGAGAUCGUGAUCACCACCGGCUCCCUGGUCGGCGGCCUGCUGGUGGACGGCCUGGGCGACGGCGCCAUGGUGGAGUGCCCCGGCGAGGACACGGACUUCCUGCGCACCACCGCCUUCGGCCUGCUGCAGGGCUGCCGCAUGCGCAACAUCAAGACCGAGUACGUGUCCUGCCCCAGCUGCGGCCGCACGCUGUUCAACCUGCAGGAGGUGACGGACCAGAUCCGCACGCGCACCGGCCACCUGCCCGGCGUGGCCAUCGCGGUGAUGGGCUGCAUCGUCAACGGGCCAGGCGAGAUGGCUGACGCCGACUUCGGGUACGUGGGCGGCGCCCCCGGCAAGAUCGACCUGUACGUGGGCAAGGAGGUGGUGCGCCGCGGCAUCCCCAUGGAGUCGGCCUGCGACCAGCUGAUUGAGCUGAUCAAGGAGCACGGCCGCUGGGUGGAGCCCGCCGUGGAGGAGGAGAGCAAGGAGCUGGUCGCCACCGCCUAAAGCGGCGGCUGUAGCAGCGUGCCAGGGGCUGUAGCAGGAGCAGCUGGAGCCGGAGCAAGGGGGGCGUGGGUAGCUGCUGGUCAUGGCCGACAGCUGAUGUGUCGUGAUCACGGUACACGGGAUUGCAGGAAGCUGGGUGUUGAUGGGGGCGGCUGAAGGAGUAGUCAGGAUCGGGGCUCGGGCUCUCAGACAUUGUGGAUGCACGGCCUGCCCCGGGCGCUCAUUGAUGUCUUGCCGAGUCUGCUGCACCUGCGGGCGGGCCUGGGUCCAAAGCGGCCGCGUCGCAGCUGCAAAGCCGUGGGGGGGGGGGCGGGGGGUCAGCUGCGGCUCCCGCACACGUACGCUUUCGCGGGCGGAUGUGCGCGGCUGCUGACUCCAGUGACGGGUGUUCCGGGGUGCAGCAUAGGCUCGGGCACGAGACGGAGCGACAUUUUGAACGGGGCAGCUGGCUUGACGCUGAAGCAUUGGAAGCAAGUGCGGAGUAGGGGCAGCUAGCUGGAGCUGAAGCGCAGAUUUGCAACGACGCACCGCGCUUCUGGGGGAAGCCAUGCUGAGUCACUGAGAUAGAAGAGCGUGAUAGCGGGCGUAUAGGAAGUCCGGUAUAGCGACUGGCACCGAGUGAGCCAUCGGAUUGCGGCCAGGGUUCAAUAAGCAUGGCAGCAUGUGGGAUGAUGGGGCAUAUGGCUGGAGAAGACAAACGGGUUAACAAGCGGGGGCGGGGGCACGGGACAGGCUGAGAUUCGUGUUCAGUCAUUUGCAACGGUGAGACCGCAUGUAAGGUUAUUGCCUC
Chlamydomonas reinhardtii is the source of this 2865-nucleotide messenger RNA. RefSeq lists its product as uncharacterized. The transcript is spliced from 16 exons. NCBI's taxonomy places the organism in Eukaryota, Viridiplantae, Chlorophyta, Chlorophyceae, Chlamydomonadales, Chlamydomonadaceae. Bases 30 to 2075 code for a protein of 681 amino acids. Gene Ontology annotation, molecular function: iron ion binding; 4-hydroxy-3-methylbut-2-en-1-yl diphosphate synthase activity (ferredoxin). Gene Ontology annotation, cellular component: chloroplast. Gene Ontology annotation, biological process: terpenoid biosynthetic process; isopentenyl diphosphate biosynthetic process, methylerythritol phosphate pathway. The record is from RefSeq and is a predicted model, not a curated record.